CAAUAAAAAUCAAUAAUAAUAUAUGUACGUACAAUAUAUUUAACUUUCGUCGAGUUCAUACAAUAUAGUAUCUACUUAAAGUUUUAAUAAAAUAUAUUUAUUUGUUUUUUUAUAAAACAAAAUGUCAAAAACGACAUCGUUGGACAUCGAUGGAAUGAGUGCUGAGGAGAAAAUCGAACAAAUAAAAAUGAUGCGAGAUUUAAUUCGUCUGAAAGAGAAGUCUGGAGAUGGAUGUACCUCUGCGUUUCAAAAGAUUGGCAAAAAAAAAAAUCUUAUCAGCGACACAGUAAUGUCAGCUGUAUUUGUUACUAGUUUUGUUUUAAUUGUGGCAAUGGCAUUAUAUUCAUUCAGAACUCUAUACCUUGCCAUACAGAAAAAAUUUCCUUCCCAACACACAGAAUUGUAAUAAUGAACACAAAACAAUAAAAAAAUUAUCAUUUUAAC
Messenger RNA from Aphis gossypii (cotton aphid), 444 nucleotides. RefSeq lists its product as uncharacterized. The transcript is spliced from 2 exons. NCBI's taxonomy places the organism in Eukaryota, Metazoa, Arthropoda, Insecta, Hemiptera, Aphididae. The record is from RefSeq and is a predicted model, not a curated record. The coding region runs from base 122 to 406 and encodes 94 amino acids.